Messenger RNA from Electrophorus electricus (electric eel), 4154 nucleotides. It is a transcript of the gene slco5a1b, whose product is annotated as solute carrier organic anion transporter family member 5A1b. Gene Ontology annotation, biological process: insulin secretion involved in cellular response to glucose stimulus; regulation of secretion; protein dephosphorylation. The record is from RefSeq and is a predicted model, not a curated record. Gene Ontology annotation, molecular function: protein tyrosine phosphatase activity. Lineage: Eukaryota; Metazoa; Chordata; Actinopteri; Gymnotiformes; Gymnotidae. Gene Ontology annotation, cellular component: secretory granule; synapse.
CAUCGCGCCGACUGCAGGGACAGCUGACAGGUUUCUGCGCACACUUUACGUCUCAUCUUUCUCUCCUCCUCCCGCUUUCUCUUCCAGCGUCAGCUGUCUUUGCACCAUCUCUUACACUGUCAAUAUCUCGACAAACUGAAAAAUCACUGAAAUGGAUUAUUAACGCGUGCUUGUCAUGGAUCUAUGAAAGUAGGAAUGGAUUCCCGGUAUCUGCUCCUGUCUCUCCUUACGCUCCAAAUCGGUCUUACCGUUACAGCGGAUGGGAAAUUCGGCUGCCUGUUUGAAGAGAGUCUGUGUAAGAAAUAUGAGAUUUGUGUCAAUGAUGGCAUGUUUGGUCAUUGCCAGAUGAUGAUGGUAUCGGAUGUGUACAUGUAUGACAUCACACCGGGAACACUACAGAGGUUCCGCUCACUGCUUCAGAAACUCUCACUCCGAGACUUGUCAUGGAAAGAUGACGUCACUCAGCAGGUCCUCGCUAAUGAAUUCUCUAAACUACGCAAGAUCUCCCUACCGCCACCUGACUCAAGGCCAGUGGUACAAUCAGUUCCUGUGGGAAAUGGAAGACUGAAAAAGUUGGAGGUGGAGCUUAGCAGGAGUUUGCAGAAGUACCUGCUCAACCUGGGUUUGUUGCCUAAGCAAGGCAGUCAGGUCAGUCAUAUGAAGUCUUCUCUGCCACUGCAGUAUUAUCCUUCUGGGAAAACCCAUAAUAAAGUUGACUCCACCCCUCCAGAGUUCACCCCAGAGUCAACUUAUCAGCAGGCAUCUUACCCUGACCUUACACAUUACCAGAGUGACACAGCAUACAUGCCCCCACAAUGGGAAGCUGUUCCAGACCUCCUUGUUACUGUUCUAAAGCAGUACCUGUCACAGAACAGCCCACUUGAACCUGAACAGGGGGGCAGACAAAAAUUAAACACAAUUCUCCUGAAAGGUGGAUCCUCACAGUCUUCGGGAAGGGACCCCUUGACUCCCAUAGACGAAACCUUCAUUCAGAACGUUCUGCGAAAUGUGGGAAAGCACAAUGUGGAUGUUGAGAACCUGAGUGCAGCAGAUCUCAACAAGCUGGCUGCUCUCAUCGCAGAUGCUCUUCAGUUGGUGGAGCAGCAAGCAGAGCAGGGAUACACACCCCGAGACCUGCAGGAAGACGACCAGCCUGGGGACCAGCAGCGUGGGAAUGAUUCAGGGGACCAAAUUAUUUCAGAUAAAUCAAGACAGCAGAGUGAAGAAACUUCAUCUCUCGAUGAAAGGUUGACAAACCCAUCUGGGGCAGAGAGUCAGACAGGGGAAGAGGAGAGAUCUGUUGCAGACCACACGAAACAAGGAUUGUUGGCUAAGCUGCUGGAGUACCUGGACAAGGCCUCACUAUCAGAGAUUAGGCCUUUUAUGAAGGGGCGGGGCAUAUCCAUAGAGACAGUUCACAGCAGGACAACCCAACGAGAUGUGGGAAUGCAAAAGAAAGCCAUGGAGCAGGUGGAGGAGGUGGAGGGCUGGGUGCAGGCUGCUGCUCUUGCACCUGCUUCUGUACGGGAAGAAGAUACCACAACCCAUCGCAAAAAGAUGAAAGUGCAGGAUCUACAGCUUGAUGUGCAGUCAAACACAAACAGUGAUGUGUAUGGUUACAUCAUUACAGAUGUUGACUCUCUCACCACUGAUCAGGGUGUGCAUCUGAUGGAGCUCGUGUCUCACAAAGCAAAGAUCCAGAUGACUGAUUUCCUUGAGCUCUUUGUUGUUGGUCCAGCUGUGACAUUUCAGGUGCGCCCUAAUGCUCAGAAUGUCACCACAGCUGAUGUCACCAGUGUUGCAGUUCGUCAGAAGGCUGCACUGGAGAAAGAAGCCGGAGUCACCAUAGUGGAGGCAGGAGUCACUGAUAAAUCCAAGCUGAGUGAGAUCCCCACCAAGUACAGCCGCUCGGAGUCUCUGAAGUUCCUGAUCCUGACUGUGAUCUCCAUCGUGUGCAUCAUUGGUGUCCUGCUAAUCUCCACUGUCAUUUAUUGCGUCCGCCAUCGCUCACACCAUAAACUGAAAGAGAAACUCACCAACCUCAGCACAGACCCUGCUACUGAAGCCACAGCUACUUACCAGGAGUUGUGCAGACAACGGAUGGCUGUGAAGCCACAAGUGGAGAGGGCAGAGCCUCGUCACUCGUCUCGCAUAAACAGCGUAUCAUCUCAGCUGAGUGAUGGACCCAUCCCCAGCCCUUCAGCACGCACAAGCAUCUCUUCCUGGAGUGAGGAGCCUGCCCACUCCAACAUGGACAUCUCCACUGGACAUAUGAUACUGUCAUAUAUGGAAGACCACCUGAAGAAUAAGAACCGGUUGGAAAAGGAGUGGGAGGCUCUGUGUGCUUAUCAGGCAGAACCAAACACCUGCAGUAUUGGCCAGAGAGACUCCAACACCAAGAAGAACCGCAUCAGCACAGUCAUCCCCUAUGAUCAUUCUAGAAUCUGUCUAAAAGUGGAGAACAGCCAAGGCAACUCUGAUUACAUCAAUGCCAGCCCUAUUAUGGAUCAUGACCCAAGAAACCCAGCCUACAUUGCAACUCAAGGUCCCUUGCCUUCUACUGUGGCUGACUUUUGGCAGAUGGUGUGGGAGAGUGGAUGUGUUGUGAUCGUCAUGCUGACUCCUCUAACAGAGAGCGGUGUUAAACAGUGUUACCACUACUGGCCAGAUGAAGGCUCUAAUCUCUAUCAUAUAUAUGAGGUGAACUUGGUAUCAGAACAUGUGUGGUGUGAGGAUUUCUUGGUUCGUAGUUUUUACCUGAAGAACAUGCAGACCAAUGAGAGUCGCACAGUCACCCAAUUCCACUAUCACACCUGGCUCAAUCAACACACACCUGAGACCAACCAGGCUCUUCUUGAUUUCCGCAGGAAAGUAAAUAAAUGUUACAGAGGAAGAUCCUGCCCAAUUAUUGUUCACUGCAGUGAUGGGGCUGGUAGGACUGGGACAUACAUACUGAUUGAUAUGGUUCUGAAUAAAAUGGCAAAAGGUGCUAAGGAGAUAGAUAUUGCUGCCACACUGGAGCACCUGAGAGAUCAGAGGCCUGGCAUGGUUCAGACAAAGGAGCAGUUUGAGUUUGCACUGACUGCAGUAGCAGAGGAGGUGAAUGCCAUCCUUAAAGCCCUUCCUCAGUAAAACAUAGAGGAACAAGAGGAAAUAACUUUACCCUUCUCUUUUCCCUUCCAUGUCUCUCUCACUUUCUUUCACCCUCCCACCUCAUCAUGUAUGUCAGUUUUAUCCCUGGUGUUUCACCUAGGCUCAACAACUCUCUCUGUCUCUCUGUCACUUUCUGAGUGUUGUAUAUAAACUUCUCUUUCUGAGCUCUUUCUCUUUUUUGAUGUGUUCUGACUCUGUAGUUCAGGCAAUGUUCUACUGCUCUAAGAUUUCUCUGUUAAAUGUUUGGACUAUAUUAAUCAUAUUGUUUCAGGUCUUUAUACAUAUAUGAAUGUGCAUUUCAAUGCUCCCCCACUUUUAAAACUUUGUAACCCAUUUUACAUUUAAUCGUCAACAAAUGUAAAUUACAGAUGAAUGUUUUGCUGAGAAAAAGAAUAUGAGCUAACUUGCCAACACUGACAAAGGUAAUACUUUAGGAUGUACCUGGCAGAAGCUGUGAAUCUCUCUUUGGAGUGAAAGUCUUUAAAGCAGCAUAAUGAUAUCAUCAUAGCUUAAUGAUUAUCCCAUAGGAUCUGCAUCAUCAAAUUUACUCAAGUUUUUUGAAGAGACAGCUUUAGACAUAUGCAUACAUGAACUGUAACUUUAGGCCAAGGAUAUGACUUUCACCAAGCCAAGGAAACAAUCAUUAAACCAUCAUUUUAAACCUUUGUUUUAUCAGCCAAGCUUGAGUUAAACCUGUCUCCCAAAACUCAAACAUAAAGCAGACCACUCGUGUCAUUUUGUAUCAUAGUAGGUAUAAGGUUUGAUUGACAUUGUGGAGAAAUGUAUUCUGAUGUUGAAUGGGGUUGGCUAGUUUUUUUUUUCUCUGGUGAAAUAUAUUGCACACCUGGUCUUAUAGAGUCAGCCAUUACACCUCUCUUUAACAUUUGUUUCUGAUAAUUGUACAUAAAAGCAAGAAUUCUAACAGAAGCUAUUUUUGCUCCCUCAGAAAAUUAAAUGCUAGUCUUGUGAAUAAAGUUUAAUUGUUUGUGCUGUAUACUGAA